This is a messenger RNA of Frieseomelitta varia, 2466 nucleotides long. It is a transcript of the gene slgA, whose product is annotated as proline dehydrogenase 1, mitochondrial. The record is from RefSeq and is a predicted model, not a curated record. Gene Ontology annotation, molecular function: FAD binding; proline dehydrogenase activity. The coding region runs from base 518 to 2383 and encodes 621 amino acids. The transcript is spliced from 11 exons. Gene Ontology annotation, cellular component: mitochondrion. Lineage: Eukaryota; Metazoa; Arthropoda; Insecta; Hymenoptera; Apidae.
GAACCAAUCAGAGUCUCAGCAUCUAUUGUUACUGUAUAGUAAUUGGGGCAACGUACAACAAUUGAAAUUCGCUGGGCCGGGCAAUAUUAGUAACAAAUUGGAAAAGGACCGUAAGAAAAAAAUUCGUCUGCUUUUUAAAGUAGGUUUUUAACGGGUGUUUUGCAUAGAUACAUUGCAGUAUCGGGUGUACGGUGGUAAGGUGAGCGCUUGACUUGUACGUCGCUGGACGUGUACGAGUACCCCACCUUGUGAUUCGGCCUACGCUUUGACGAGAUACCUCUAUUGGUAUUGGGGUCUCCGACUCGAUCGUGGCAGGUUGGAUUUACCCCGUUUAUCAUUGAGAAAAACCGCCUUGGCCAGACUACGUUUCUCGAAUCCUAACGUUUUCACCGUUGCUCUUUUCAGUAAGACUCCUCGUAGGGCCGAGGGGAUCGCGUGGAUCUCGGUAUUUUUUUUCCCCCCACUGAAUAGAGCGUCCCAAUUGCUGACAUUUCCCGCAUUUGAGCCACGGCAAGGUAUGGCGUUUUUGAGAACGGUGACGCGUUGCAGUGCCGGUAAAAAGCUGAGGAAGUGUCUGCCACUUCCUGUCGGCUUCGUCGAAAACGUAACGAAGCCAUCGGUGCAGUUGGUGCAGGUGCACGACCGCGAAUACACCGGCGGCAGUACCGCUGACGUGAAGCCGGCUCCACCACGACAGAUCGAUCCUCUGGAUUUGAAGUUUAACGAUCCCGUCGCCGCUUUUAAGAGCAAAACCACGAAAGAACUGCUCCGUGCCUACGUCGUCUAUCAGCUAUGCACCAUCGAGUACAUCGUCGAGAACAAUAUGAAAUUAAUGAAAAUCGCCAAGACGAUAUUUGGCGAGAAACUUUUCACAAUGCUUAUGAAGGCAACAUUCUACGGUCACUUUGUCGCCGGCGAAGACGAGGUGCAGAUCACUCCUGUCCUGGAUAGGCUACGACAAUUUGGCGUGAAGCCUAUUCUUGAUUAUUCUGUGGAAGAAGAUAUCUCUCAGGAGGAAGCUGAACGACGUGAAAUACAAGCUUCCGUGUCAGAAGCUGGAGACGAGAAAAGGGAAGGUCCCUUGAAGAAGUACCACGUCGCGAAACCGUUCGCCGAUCGCCGAUAUAAAGUAUCUUCAGCGAGAACGUACUUCUACCUCAACGAAGCUAGUUGCGAGCGAAAUAUGGAUAUAUUUAUUAGAUGCUUGGAGUCUGUAGCCGGUGCUCCAAUGGGAGUCGGUUUUACCGCCGUUAAAUUAACUGCUCUUGGCCGUCCACAACUGUUGCUUCAAUUGUCAGAAGUAAUUAUGCGUGCACGACAAUAUAUGUCGGAUGUAGUCGGUGGUGAAGGCGCUGUCCUAACUCAUCACGCCAAGCCUGACGACUUUAUGAAAAAGUUUGAGGAGGCUCAGAUCAAAGACGAAGCGCCAGUGAAGAAGUUUCUACAAAAAAUUCAAUCGGAUAAAGAAGGUGUCAUUCACCUGUUCCCAUGGAGCGGUAUUCUGGAUGAGAACUACGAGCUUAGCGAAACGUUCCAGGUGCCGGACAUUAAAACGGGAAAGAUGGUCAGGCUCAUGUCGCAGCUUACGUCCAAAGAAGAAGAGAUGUUUAGAAACAUGAUAAGACGUUUGAAUAAUAUUGUCUCGGUGGCCGAUAAAUUAGACGUACGUAUAAUGAUAGAUGCUGAACAAACAUAUUUCCAACCUGCGAUAUCGCGGUUAACGUUGGAGAUGAUGCGCAAGUACAAUACACGUAAGGCCGUGGUGUUCAACACUUAUCAGACAUACUUGCAAGAAGCUUUUAAUGAAGUGAAGACGGAUCUGGAACAGGCUGAACGACAGAAUUUCUAUUUCGGUGCUAAACUCGUCCGUGGCGCUUACAUUGAACAGGAGAGGGCGAGAGCAGCCGCGAUGGGUUAUCCUGAUCCAACGAAUCCUACGUACGAGGCUACAACCGACUCUUAUCAUAGAACUCUAAUGGAGUGUUUAAGGCGAAUGAAACAGUACAAAGAUAAAGGAGAGGAUCCGAAGAAAAUUGGUAUUAUGGUUGCGUCCCACAAUGAGGACACAGUACGCUUCGCGAUAGAAAAAAUGAAGGAGAUAGGAAUCUCACCAGAGGAUAAGGUGAUUUGUUUUGGUCAAUUGUUGGGAAUGUGCGACUAUAUAACAUUUCCACUAGGCCAGUCUGGGUAUUCGGCGUACAAAUAUAUUCCUUAUGGUCCAGUGAAAGAAGUAUUACCGUACUUGUCUCGGCGUGCACAAGAGAACCGGGGUAUACUCAAGAAGAUCAAGAAGGAGAAACGCCUGUUGCUGGCCGAAAUUUUAAGGCGUUUAGCAAGUGGGCAGAUAUUUUACAAACCGAAGGGAAAUUACACUCCCGUCUGAGUAGCUCGUCUUGUUUGCACAGACAGAUUUUAAGUAUCAAACUUAAGUAGUGAUUGUAAAUUAUUCGAAAGGGAGGGGGGGGG